This is a messenger RNA of Brassica napus (rape), 2497 nucleotides long. RefSeq names its product SUN domain-containing protein 3. The record is from RefSeq and is a predicted model, not a curated record. The transcript is spliced from 2 exons. NCBI's taxonomy places the organism in Eukaryota, Viridiplantae, Streptophyta, Magnoliopsida, Brassicales, Brassicaceae. Gene Ontology annotation, cellular component: membrane; cytoplasm. Bases 408 to 2414 code for a protein of 668 amino acids. Gene Ontology annotation, biological process: protein folding in endoplasmic reticulum.
ACUGGAACAAGUCAUCGUCGUCUUCAUUCAUCCUCGUCGACUGGCGGAUGAUAUCAGUUUCAAGUCGCUUUUGACUCUUCCUUUUACACGGUGCAAACCGUUUAAAUCUCGUGUUAGUUUCUGCGUGGCAUUCAUAAUAGAUCCCCCUAGACUAGAGACAAGAUAUUGCUUUGCUUUCAAAUCGGAGAACCCUACGGAAUAAUCAAUCGUCUUCUUCGUGGUCGGCUUUGGCUUUGGCUCAUCAUAUCUCCUUUCUGGUCCCGAUCAAAAAUUGAGCUUCUGGGUGCUUGUGAUCAGAUCUUGCUUAUUGUUAUCGAAAAACUCCUCCUUGAUUUGCACAUCUAAUAAUAAUAUGUGCGUUUGGUGAUAUAACAGGGCGGGCGUUUUCUUACUGCUUCUCUCUUGCAAUGCAAACUCUUCUUGGUAGAAGAAGAGUUUCUCACAAGAGUUUUAAUGCGAGCUUCUACAAAGUCUCCCUGUCUCUUGUUUUUCUCCUUUGGCUACUCCUCUUCCUCUCCACCUUGUUGAUCAGCCAUGGAGAUGGUGCUCAAGAUGCGUCUUUGAUUCACUCUGUUGGAUUAGCUGAUCCCAUUGGUGUUGGGACUGAUCAGACUGCUGUGCCUUUUGAUGCACCGCCAUUACUAGAACCUGAUUCUGUUCAUGCUACUUCUGAUUUGAGCCGGAAUGAUGAUGAGGAAAGUGAAGACCAAGAAAUGUCGGUGAAGCAAGCAGAGAUUAGUAGCACAGUUUCAGGGAAAGAUACAGAAAGCAAAGACAAUGAUCUUUCCAAUCAAAGCGAGACAAACAAGACAGAUACCAAAGGGAGUGAUGCAGAAAGCAAAGACACUGACUUUUCGAUGCAAAGUCAGAUGAACAAGACAGGUUUAUGGAAUGAUGCAGAGAGCAAAGACAUUGAGUUAUUGAAGCAAAGUCAAAGGAACAAGACAUGCACAGGGAAUAAUGAUACAGAAGACACCCAAGGCAAUGAGUUUUUGAAGCAAAAUCAGAUCAACAAAACACAUCCAGGGAAUCAUACAGAAAACAAGGACAAUGAGAUUUUGAAGCAGAAUCAGAAGAUCAACAAAACACAUCCAGUGAAUGAUACAGAGACCAACGCUUCAAAGACUGAUCAACUCUCACGUGCUGUUCCACUUGGCCUUGAUGAGUUCAAGAGCAGAGCCUCUUACUCUAGAAACAAAUCGUUAUCAAGUCAGGUCAGCGGUGUGACUCACAGGAUGGAGCCUGGAGGGAAAGAGUACAACUAUGCAUCUGCUUCAAAAGGCGCAAAGGUUCUGUCUUCUAACAAGGAAGCAAAAGGGGCUACAAGCAUCCUAAGCCGGGACAACGACAAGUACCUCAGGAACCCGUGUUCUGCUGAAGGUAAAUACGUUGUCAUAGAGCUUUCAGAAGAAACGUUGGUCAAUACCAUCAAGAUCGCCAACUUUGAGCACUACUCGUCCAAUCUGAAAGAGUUUGAGCUUCAAGGCACCUUGGUUUAUCCGACUGAUACAUGGGUUCACAUGGGUAACUUCACAGCUGCAAACGUGAAGCAAGAGCAGAACUUCACACUCGUGGAGCCAAAGUGGGUCAGAUACUUGAAGCUAAGACUUCUUAGUCAUUAUGGUUCAGAAUUCUACUGCACCUUGAGUUUAGUCGAAGUCUAUGGAGUCGAUGCCGUAGAACGGAUGCUGGAGGAUUUGAUAUCUGUGGAAGACAACAUGAAGGAGAAACCAGUAAAGCAGCAAGCAGAGUCCUCUAAAGGCGAUGAUGGUUCUGAUAGAACCAUUGGGACAGAGAAGGAACUGGAGAGCUCACCCGAGAGUACGGUAGCAAAAGCUGAAGCAUCAAUGUUUAGUAAUAAGCUUACGGAGCCCGCAGAAGAGGUAAGGCGUCAUCAGCCAGGGAGCAGAAUGCCAGGAGACACAGUGCUGAAGAUACUAAUGCAGAAGUUAAGGUCAUUGGACGUGAACUUGUCAGUUCUAGAGAGAUACCUAGAGGAACUGAACACGAGAUACGGGAACAUAUUCAAGGAGAUGGACCACGAAGCCGAUGUGAGAGAAAAGACCAUUGCGACUCUGAGACUUGACGUGGAAGGUGUGAAGGAGAGACAAGAGAGAAUGGUGAGUGAAGCAGAGGAGAUGAAAGAGUGGAGAAAGAGAGUAGAGACAGAGAUGGAGAGAGCUGAGAAAGAGAAUGAAAAGGUGAGCAAGAGGGUUGAAGAAGUUUGGCAAAGAGUCGAGUGGAUGGAGAAGAAAGGUUUGAUAGUGUUCACCGUGUGUACAGGUUUUGGAACUAUCGCGGUUAUUGCAGUUUUGGUCGGUAUAGGGACAGGUCGGGCAGAGAAGACGGGUGGUGGGGGUUGGAUCUUGUUAUUGAUUUGCUCAACAUUCAUUAUUUUCGUUUUGUCUCUUUGAUGUUGAGAGUUUUGGUCUUUUUCUUUUUAUUAUACUGUAGAGCCAAUGUUACUGAUUUAUAUUAAGUGCAUCUUAACCGGAAA